Messenger RNA from Candidula unifasciata, 498 nucleotides. The record is from the annotation of a GenBank genome assembly. NCBI's taxonomy places the organism in Eukaryota, Metazoa, Mollusca, Gastropoda, Stylommatophora, Geomitridae.
AUGCCUCCUAAAUUCGACCCAAAUCAAGUAUUUACAGUUUACUGCAGAGCUGUUGGAGGUGAAGUUCCAGCUACCUCAUCUUUGGCCCCCAAAAUCGGCCCACUGGGUUUGUCACCUAAAAAAGUUGGUGAUGACAUCCAGAAAGGGACAGCUGACUGGAAGGGGCUGAAGAUCACAGUGAAACUGGUGGUACAGAACCGACAGGCUAAAGUAGAAGUGGUCCCCAGUGCUGCGGCAAUGAUCAUCCGAGCUCUGAAGGAGCCUGCACGUGACCGCAAGAAGGUCAAGCAUGUGAAACACAAUGGAAACAUCACCAUUGAUGACAUCAUCAGGAUUGCCAGGCAGAUGCGCUCCCGCAGUAUGGCCAAAGCUCUGGUUGGAACUGUCAAGGAAGUCUUGGGCACUGCACAGUCUAUUGGCUGCACCAUUGACAAACUGACUCCUCAUACUGUCAUUGAGAAGAUCAAUGAAGGGGAGAUUGAAAUUCCAGAAGAAUAA